Pneumocystis jirovecii RU7 is the source of this 195-nucleotide messenger RNA. RefSeq lists its product as uncharacterized. The coding region runs from base 1 to 195 and encodes 64 amino acids. Lineage: Eukaryota; Fungi; Ascomycota; Pneumocystomycetes; Pneumocystales; Pneumocystaceae. The record is from RefSeq and is a predicted model, not a curated record. The transcript has 4 exons.
AUGAAACAGAGACAGCAAAAAAGUGGCAAUAAUGUAAGAUUCGAAACGGUGUAUAUUGAGAUAAAUCUAUCGAUGUUGAAUGGGUUUUUUAUAGGGCGGGUUUUUAUUUAUGAUAUAGAUAAUAUAUAUCGUGGAGAUUCUGAUUGGAAUUUACAAAUAAAAGGGAAUAAAAAUGCCAAAAAUACAAAGAAUUAG